GGCUAGGCAUGUUCCGGGCUUGUUGAAUGUUGUUGCUGACGCACUGUCUCGUUCACAGUGGGAACGUUUUCGGGAGGCGGCUCCGGGAGCACAGGAUACGGGUCAGGCAUGCCCGGAAGAAAUAUGGCAGCUCGGGACAUCAUGCUUGGGGAUUUUGUAAGGAGUUCCCUAGCGCCAGGCACCUGGGCGGCAUACACUAAGGUUUGGACUGAAUGGGAGGAGAUGGUUGGGCAGACGGGAGGGGAGUCCUCCGCAGCAGGUAGGUUUGAUACACUGUUAUGGUUGUUGUGUCGGUUACUGGCCUCCCGAGUAGACCGUUAUAUGUCAGCUUUGGCGUUUUGGUUUAAGUUUAAUAGAUGGGAGGAUCUUACCAAGAAUUUUUUAGUGAAACAAGCUUUGCGUGGCUUCCGUAAAGGGAAGAGGGCCGUGGACACGAGAAGGCCGGUGUCGUUUGCCAUCUUGCGAGGGCUGGUGGGGGGGCUGCGCGAUGUGUGCACUUCAACGUUUGAAGUGGUUUUGUUUUCAGUAGCUUUUGUCUGGGCCUUCUUCGGGGCGUUCCGCAUUGGUGAGCUAGUCAGCUCUAACAAGUCCGGAGUUAACGGGCUCAGGUUCGAGGACGUAGUCAUUGGCCAGGACAAAAUCGAGAUUCAACUGCGACGCUCCAAGACGGAUGUUUUCGGGAAAGGUAGGAAAGUAGUACUGUUUUCAUUGCCUGGGUCCGAGGUCUGCCCGGUGGCGUGCGGGCACGAGUUCUUAUGCAUUCGCCCAGGUGAGUCGGGGUGCUUUUUCGUCCAUGAGGACGGUUGGGCGCUGUCACGUUUUCAAUUUGCCCGGGUAUUUCGCAUGGGGCUUCAGCAGUUGGGCUUACAUCCUAUGCAAUUUGGCACACAUUCGUUUCGCAUUGGAGCGGCAACGGAAGCUGCGCGACUGGGACUGGGGGACGAACGGAUUAAACAGAUAGGUAGGUGGGAGUCCAUGCGGUUUCGUUCGUACGUGCGACCAGAUUGGUUGGUAUAACGUGGCCGUGGUACGGUUGGGGGGUUUUCUGUACAUGCUCUGCAAGUUAAUUGAUUUUGUUUCUUCACAGGUUUGGUUACCUGGUUGGUGGGUCACUCUUAUGUUUAUUGGGCGCAGAAGAGGGCCGCAGUUCGGAGGAAUGAAACGCAGCUGGGUUUUCUUCUGGAAACGGUGGAGUUACAGUGGUUUGGAUUUCGUGGUUUCAGUUGGCAGAGCAUUAGUGGAGAGAUUUUUAGGAGGGUGUCAGGGGGGGCUUCCCCUGACAUAAUACUUAUUCAUGGUGGGGGUAAUGAUUUGGGAUUGAUUCCUCAGAGGGAACUAAUUAGGAGAAUGCAGCGGGAUCUGGAUCGGCUGCGGGAGCUGGUGCCUGGCGUGGUGGUAGUAUGGUCCGAGAUGGUGCCGAGGUUUAAUUGGAGACACGCCAGGGACUCAGCUGCCGUGGCGCGAUGUCGUGGGAAGGUGAAUAAAGCUAUGUCAGUUUUCGUCCGGAGAUCGGGCGGGGUCGCUGUGCGACAUUGGGAAUUAGAGGGUAUGUUGCCUGGGUACUUUCGCAAGGAUGGGGUGCACCUUUCCGAAGUGGGGUGCGAUUUGCUAAAUUUAGGUUUUCAAGAGGGCAUA
Molecule: messenger RNA, 1635 nt
Organism: Pelobates cultripes (western spadefoot toad)
Lineage: Eukaryota; Metazoa; Chordata; Amphibia; Anura; Pelobatidae
Source: the annotation of a GenBank genome assembly